Molecule: messenger RNA, 2794 nt
Organism: Ornithodoros turicata
Lineage: Eukaryota; Metazoa; Arthropoda; Arachnida; Ixodida; Argasidae
Gene: Fim
Product: plastin-2-like
Exons: 8
Coding region: 72-1973 (633 amino acids)
Biological process (GO): actin filament network formation; actin filament bundle assembly
Cellular component (GO): cytoplasm; actin filament; actin filament bundle
Molecular function (GO): actin filament binding
Source: RefSeq, a predicted model, not a curated record
CAUCCGGACUUACCGGAGACACCGGAGCAAGCCGGCGGACGGAGUUUCCAGUGUAGUCGAAGCGUAGCAAGAUGGCGGGAACAAGACAGUCUUUACUCUUGUCCGAUGAUCAAAAAGACGACCUUGCGACACGAAUCCCAACCCUGGGUGAGAAAGGAUCCUCGGGCUUCAUUCAGCUGAGUGAACUCAAAGAUGCCCUCGAAAUUGUCGGCUGCAAGGUCCCCCAGUGGCAGGUCCGCAAGAUGGUGGAAGACAUGGAACAACGCAAGUCCCUCCGAGAGCCAGGGCGGAUUGCCGUGGACGAAUUCCAGAAGCUCUACUCCGACCUCAAGUCUAAAGAGGUGUCACUCACAUUCAAGACUGUCAUCUCCAAGAAAGAUAACAUCCAGACGUUGGGUGGAAUGUCGGAGGCUUCGAGCGAGGGGACGACUCAUUCCGUACGGCACGAGGAGCGUGCCGCUUUCUCCGACUGGAUCAACCGGAACCUGGAGAACGAUCCUGACUUGAAACACAUCCUCCCCAUUGCAAUGCCAGGGGAGACUUUGUACGAGAAGGUCAAAGAUGGCAUCUUGCUCUGUAAAAUCAUCAACCACUCCUGUCCAGAAACGAUCGACGAGCGAGCGAUCAACAAGCGCAACUUGACAUUGUACACCAAGCACGAGAACCUGACGCUGGCCCUGAGCUCAGCCCAGGCCAUCGGGUGCAACAUCAUCAACAUCGACGCUCAUGACCUUGCACGCGGAAAACCUCACCUUGUUCUCGGCCUGUUGUGGCAGAUCAUCAAGAUUGGCCUCUUCAACCAGAUCACUCUGCAGCACUGCCCAGGUCUCGUCCAGUUGCUGGAACCCGGAGAAGACAUGGCUGACCUCAUGAGGCUGUCGCCUGAGGCUAUCCUCAUGCGAUGGGUCAACUACCACUUACAGCGUGCAGGCACACACAGACGGUUGACAAACUUCACUGGUGAUGUGAAGGAUUCGGAGAUCUACACGCUGUUGCUGAAGCAGAUAGCACCUCUCACAUCUGGGGUGCACACAGAAGCUCUGCACGAGAGGGAUCCACUGCACCGUGCCGAGAUAAUGCUCCAGCAGGCGGACAAGAUCAACUGCCGCUCUUUCCUUGCACCUCCGGACGUUGUCGAAGGCGUGUACAAGCUCAACGUUGCCUUUGUUGCCAACCUGUUCAACAACCACCCCGCGUUGGACAAGCCCGAGGAACCCCUGGAGUUGGAAAACCUGGAGGAAACCCGGGAGGAAAAGACGUACCGCAACUGGAUGAACAGUAUGGGAGUGAAGCCCUACGUCAACUGGCUCUACAGCGACCUGGCAGACGGCCUCGUAAUUUUUCAGCUGUACGACGUGAUCAAGCCCGGCCACGUGGAUUGGAACAGGGUCCAUCAGACGUUCACAAAGUUGAAGGCGUUCAUGGAAAAGCUGGAGAACUGCAACUACGCUGUGGAUUUGGGCAAGCAGUUAAAGUUCUCGCUGGUCGGAGUCGCGGGCCAGGACAUUUCCGACGGCAAUGCCACCCUUACGCUGGCUCUCGUCUGGCAGUUGAUGCGCGCCUACACCCUGUCUGUUCUUGCGCAGCUGGCCGACACAGGUCAUCCGAUCAUCGAGAAGGAAAUUGUUGACUGGGCUAACGGCAAGCUGAGAGCAGCAGGCAAGCAGACUCAAAUCAAGAGCUUCCAAGACCCAUGCAUCUGCGAUGCACGGCCGGUGAUAGACCUGGUAGACGCCAUCAAUCCGGGAUGCAUCAAUUACAGCCAAGUCUUGCCCGGGGAUACGCAGGAGGAACGGCUAGACAAUGCAAAGUACGCCAUUUCAAUGGCACGUAAGCUCGGAGCGCGCAUCUACGCCCUGCCCGAAGACAUAGCAGAAGGGAAACACAAAAUGGUGAUGACAGUCUUUGCUUGCCUCAUGGCUCGAGAUUACGUACCCAACAUGGGCUCCAAGGAGAACGCCUCCGCGGAAUGAACGAGAAGAGGCUCUCCGUCCCACGCGUUUUCGGCUGGAUUCUGAGCAGAACGGGAUCGGAUACAAUAGGUAAUGGCGGGAGGCAUUCGGGGGGGACCAUAUUUCCUCUUGGGACAUUCUUCUUUUAUUCCUUACGAGACUCUGCUCUUAAUUAGAAAGGCAUUCUUGUUUCUUUUUUUUUUUUUUUUUAUCUACACAAUUUACUUGCGGACGGUUGAGACGCUCGCGGAGGAUGUGACUGCCGCACAAUUUUUUUGCCCGUGAGAGGCACCACUUGAGGUUGCAGAAACCUUGCAUGAUUGCCCAAUUAUUUUUUAUAUAAUUUAUUUGAAGUCAAGACUUUUUUUUUUCUUUCAAUCUUCCUGGUGCUGUCUGUCUUUGUCGCGGAUGAGGAUGAGAGGAAAACUCGAGCAAAUGCGAGGUGCGCAACAAUGAGAGAUAAUGUUUCUAUAUUUUACUCUUUUUUUUCUCUCUCUCUUUCUCGUUCAUCUGUCCUAGUCGUACACAUUCCAAUAGCUCCGAAACGGAGCAGGGGUCCGUCUUUAGUAUUUCACUUCACCUGGUGAGCAUUAUCUUUUUCUGAUGUUUACGUCGUCGCGUCCAACGCUGAAGUGUUAUUCCAGGAACCAUGACAAGCGAUUUUUCUAAUGACCUUAUACGCAAAAGAUGUGUUGUAUUAUAUUUUUCUACGCUUUUUGUACGUGAGCAGGGCUUUUCGCUCAGAAAUGCACAAAGUGCUGAGGGUCCAGGGGAGAGGCUGUGUAACAUAGGAUAUUUGUACAUUCCAUAAGAAAAAUAAAUUUGUGCUUUUUUUUGUUGCA